UUGGUUUUUCGACUAUUACAAAAAUGAGAUUUUUGCUUGUUAUUUGUUUAGUUGCAUCGUGUUUUGCAGCCCCCCAACAAGGAUAUGACGAAGCCCCUGCCCCGUACGACUUUAACUACAAAGUGGAGAAUCCUCCAACAAACACGUAUUUUGGCCAAAACGAAGUCGGGGACAUAACCGGGAGGGUGACAGGCUCGUACUAUGUAUAUCUCCCAGAUGGGAGACUGAUGACAGUUGAGUAUGUCAGUGACCAAAAUGGCUACGUCCCUAGAAUCACAUUUUCGCAAAAUGGACAUCCUGUACAUGGCUAAACCACACAAUGUAGUAUAAGAUUAUUUAUCAUUUUUGUACACCGCUUUUGCAAUAAAUUCUCAUUU
Molecule: messenger RNA, 377 nt
Organism: Tribolium madens (black flour beetle)
Lineage: Eukaryota; Metazoa; Arthropoda; Insecta; Coleoptera; Tenebrionidae
Product: pro-resilin-like
Exons: 2
Coding region: 24-311 (95 amino acids)
Cellular component (GO): extracellular matrix
Source: RefSeq, a predicted model, not a curated record